AUGUAUAAAAGUGUUUUCAAUCUUCCAUGCUCGUGCAAUUUAAUGAGAAAUGGUAACUUAGUUCCAUUUACUAAUAGCAAAGGAAAAGGAAAGAGAAUUCAUUUAUAUGCUUGUUUUGAAGAAAAUUCAGAUAAAAUGAGUUUAUCUAAACAUCCAUAUUUAUAGCUUGAACCUUCAAGUUCAAAUGAUAGUUUAUACAAAUGUGGACUUUAUUAAAUUUCUAAAGUCCAUUAGACUUUCAUCCAAGAAGGGAAAAUUACUAUUGAUGUUGUAGAAAGUUAGUAGGGUAUAAAUGUAUAAUUGUAAGAUAUUUCUUUAAAGAAUUAGAUUGUUCAGAAAUAGCUUGCUCAUUUAUGUGUGGUUGAUUCUACUUAAGAAAGUUUGAAGUUGUUUUUAGCUAAACUUUCAUCGUUGAUAUAAUUUUAUUCACAAAAACAAAAAUAAUCUAGUAUUGGCAAUUCAAAUAAAGAUUAAGAGAGCCAUAAGAAACAGAUAUCUUUAGAAAGUAAAUAAGCUUAGCAGGAAGCAAAUUAAAAAAACCACUUUUAAUUUAAAGCUGAAAAAAGAGUUUCCAUUAACUAAAUGAAAAUAAAUUUAUAAUAAUCAGUCAACAAAAUGAAUAGUAGUGAGAAGAAAAUUUAAUAAUUAGAAAUAGAAAAUGUAGAGGUUGAUAAAAAAUAAAUUGAGAAAAGCUUAGCGAAGUCUCUUAACAAAUUAGAUUAGUAAAAUAUAUUUUAAUAGCAAGCUAAAGAAAAGGAAAAAUAGUAGUAACAAUUAUUAAAAGAAUAACAUAAAAAGAACAAAAUAGAUAAAUAUUUAUAGAAGUAGAGACAAGUUGAAGAUGUAAUCAUAGAGCUCCACACAGAAGAUGAAGACAAUUAUUAAUCAAAAUAGCCAAAAAAAAUAGAUGAAAUAAAUAUAGAGCAAGAAGAAAAUAAAUUGUAUACAAUUUGUGAAGAGCUAAAUACACUAAACGGGAGCUAAAAUGCUACUCAAGAGAAGACAAUAGAAUAACUUUAGUUACUGCAAGUAAGCAAUAAAGAUUAAAAUUCUGAUGAUAGCAUAUAAAUUAAAUCACCCUAAAUGAGUAAAGAAAUAUCUAAUUUGCUGUUAAUACCUUAAAAUAAUAAAAAAAGUUAAAGUACACAUUAAUCUCCUUAAUCAACUAGUUAAGUGAAUGAACUUACACAAAGUAACAAUAAAAAAUAUAUUUCCCCAAGAGCAGAAUCUGUAAAAGACUCUUCAGAAACUGAGGAGUGCAAUUUGAAUAGAAUUUAUAAUGAAAAUUAAAUGAAAGAGCUAGAAAAUUAGUUUGAAAACUAAAGCAGAUAAAUGCUUUAAGAAGAAGAUAAUUUAUUGUCAGAGUAAAAAAAAAUAUUAGCUUAAUAACAACUUAUGCUUUGUGAGAAGCAACUUGUAUUGAUGUAAUAAGAAAAACUGUUAAGAAAGUAGUAGCUAUUAUAAAACUAGAUGUUUAUUGAAGAUUCUUUGAACUAAGAAGAGAUUAAGCUUAUUCAGUAAAAGGAAGUAAUAGAGAAACAAAUAAAAGAAUACAAUGAACCCAAAGAUGCCUAAAAUAAUUUGUAAAUGUAAAAAUAUUUUUUAGAAUAAAAAAAUAUUGAAUAGCAAUAUGAGAACGAAUAAAAAUAUUUGCAGGCUUAAGCAUAAAGCAGUUUAUUAGCAAAUAAUUCUAAGUUUAUGGGACUGUAAAAUAAAUUACAAGAAAUAAAAAACAAAUAACAAUAAAAAAAAUUAGAAGAUAUUAAGCAGCAAGCAUCUGGCAAAAAAAAUUUAUACAAAGUAGAUAGAUCAAUAACAAAAAAAACUUUCUCUAAUGGGUAGACUCUUGCUCUAAAAAGAAGAAAUCCUUUCUCGAUGGAUGACGAAAACGAAGAUGAAAAUUUCAAUAAUCCUGAUCAAUUCUAUGUUUAAGCUACUAACAUUUAGUAUGACUCUCAAGAGAAUAACCAAAAUCAAAAAUUAUUAGAAGAAUAAAAGCAUUAAAAUAAUAUUUUAGAAGAAUUUGUAAAUCCAAAUAAUUUGAAAAGUUAAGUUACUGAUUUUUAAAAUUAAGGAGGAGAAUUGUUAAAACUUAAAGAUGGCAUAAAUUCACCAAAUCUGCCUUCAUAGUUUUAGUCAGUAAAAAAAUUAGGUAACAGCUACAUCUUUGAAAAGAAUAGUUUUAAAUUAAAAAUUUAAGACGAUGAUUCACUUAGCUUUAAUAACAAAAGAGUAAUUACAAAAGGAAAAAUCAAUAGCAACUUAAAUAAAGAUUCUCAAUCUCAAAAUAGUCAAACUGAUUUUUUAAAAUUUGAAAUUUAAAAAUAUCUUGCUCAAUUGCCUGAGCAUGUUAUGGCUUAGAUUCUCAUGUUUUUACCUAAGAAAUAGCUUUAUUAGGUAAGGACUGUUUCCAAAUUCUUUGAUAAAUCAUUUUUCUUGUCUAUUCGAAAACUCGUAUUUUUGAAAAGAGAUACUCCAUGUGAAAGAGUACUUAAAAUGAUUGAAAAUGCUAAAUAUAUUCAUUCAUUGCAAAUAGGCCAAUUAGCAAACUUAAAACCUGAUUCUUUAAUUUAGAUUAUUCAAUCCAGACAAUCUAGUACCUUAAAAGUUCUGGAUUUAUCAAACUACAUGGCACUCACACCUAAGUUGUUUUUAACUUUCAUUCAGCACAGUAAGUAGAUCCAAGAUAUUUCAAUACCCUUUUUUAGUAGAGUUACAGACUAAUAGCUUUAUUAACUAGAUAAUCAUCUGAAUAACUUAUAGAGAUUGGCUCUUAAAAGUUUAUUAGACAAUUUUAAUUACAAUGAUAAAAUAUCAGAUUAGAAUUUAGCAAAAAUAAUUACUGAUUUAAAAUCUCUGAAUACAUUUGAAGUCUUUACUGUUAAUCCAUCAUUUUUAGAGAGAAUUGAAUAUUAUUAAAAAAUUAAAUUAGAAAAGCAUUAAGAGAAAGUAUAAAAAAACAUAGAACUUAAUACAACCCAUUUAUAAAAACCGAUGGAUGACAUUUUCGAAAGAAUUACUUGUUUGAAAAUAAGAAAUAUGGUUAUGACAAGAUUUGCAGAAGAUGAUAUGUAGAGCAGAGAGUUAAACUUAUAAAAGCUAGGAUUAUUUAAAAAUUUAAGAUCAUUGAAAAUUGUUAAUAUAGUUAAAAAGUCUAAAGGCGAGUGGUUCCUACCAUACACACCUUCUAUAGAUAUAAUUAAAAGUAUUUUUUAAAGUUGUUAGCUAAUUCAGCAUUUAUCUUUAGGAUAGUGGUGCACAAACGAAACCUUAUAAUUAAUCUCUGAGUAGAUAAGCAAUUUAAAAAAGAUAAGAAUAAUUGGAAACUAAGUAGAUGACACAGGUCUAGAGUUCAUAUUCUAAAAAAUGGAGUAGCUAUAAAUUAUAAAUAUAUCAGAUGCGACUCGCAUCAAUGGUCACUGUUUUGAGUCAAUUAUUUCAAGAAACAUUCAAGAAAUAAAAGUAAAAUUUGAUGACUAUAGAUUAAAUUGUCUUCACAGUACAAUUACACAUAUUCUAAAUUUAAACGGAGUAAAAAUAACGAAUUACACUAAAUGA
Messenger RNA from Tetrahymena thermophila SB210, 3558 nucleotides. RefSeq names its product F-box protein. The transcript has a single exon. The record is from RefSeq and is a predicted model, not a curated record. Lineage: Eukaryota; Ciliophora; Oligohymenophorea; Hymenostomatida; Tetrahymenidae. Gene Ontology annotation, molecular function: protein binding.